UUUCUCUAUGCGGCAUUCUUCAAGUAGAGACUCUGCUUCUUCUCGUAGUUUUUAUGAGAGGACACGUUGGUCAAGCAGAAGUUCUACGUACCGAGAAAAGAAUUUUGCAAAACAGGGAUAUGUUCAAACUGGUUCUGAUAGAGAUGACUUUGCGCGAAGUUUUUAUCCAAAACGAGGUCCAGGAUCCUUCAAGGGCGCGUUUGUGGAAAGAAAGGAAGAAUCUAGUAGAAUUCAAAGACCGUACAAAAACUAUCACAAGUAUGUUCCAGAUAUAAGUCGAAAUAACCACAAUGUUGCAAAUUAUCCCCUUAGAAAGGAAAAUAGCCCUUACUUGGUGAAAGUUUGGGUGCGAAACCUUCCUCCUUCCUACAGUGAAGACGAUUUUCAUAUGGCCUUUGAAUCGGCUGGUCAUUCUUUUUCAUUGGUUGCCUGGUGUCAGUUCUACCCGGGUUGUCCCGCAAGUCGCAAAGAAACAUUAUCUUCUGCGAAGAAAGGUUUUGCUUACCUUGCGUUUCAGUCUUUGGAGGACGCAUUGGGGUUUGAAAAGGAGUACAGCGGCUUGAAGUUGAAAGAUACAAACAAUGGUGUUGAGUAUGGAAUAAGAGUAUUCCGUGCACUGUUUCCAAAGGUUCCGUCAAAGUUUCGUUGUCGUGAUUCUUGCGUUGCGACUAUCUUCGAAGAUGCGGAUUUUCGUCGUUUUGAAGAAUCACUGAAUGGUACACAAGAUGAAAGAGAGCAAUCGGAGGGAAAUUUAAGUGUCAUAAACGCAACUUCAGAUAGUGACGAUAGGCAAUGUCAACAAGUUAAUAAUAGAACUCAAUCUGUAUCUGCAGCUGAUCUAGCUUUUGACAAAGGAAUUGGUUCGCAAGAGAGAACAGUCAAGAGUUCUAAUGGUGAAAAAGAUACGAUUCAAAGUAAUAUCCCAACAAAGCAACGAUAUUCUCAACGAAUCACAGAAAAAGUUUCCUCAUCAUCUCGAAGUCGUUUGACUCCUCGUUAUCGAGUAAAGAGCAAAACAGAACAAGGACAAAAAUAAUAUUUCAUUCGUAUUACAAGCUAUGUAGGCUUUCAAAGACAUUGUGGAGUCUUUACCCUUAACCAUGUUUUACUUAUUUCAUGGAACUAUGGAAAGUAGAAAUCGUUCCGACUGAAAACGUUUCAAGUUGUAACUGAAAUCUUUUACGAAAAUUGGAGGUUAUUGAGAAGUUGUCAAGGUUCGCAGAAAGAAGACAAUAGCAAAAAAUAUGAUGUAUAUCGACGAAAUGGAGUGUUGGUUGGACAAGCUCACGUGGCCAGCUUGUGUUUGCCAGUCAGAUGCUAUACAGUAGUAUACAACCUUAAAAGAAAUAGAAUAAUUUGUUGGCAACAAUACUAAGAGUAAUAGUUUAAAUUUUUGAAGGUUCGGAAUAUUAAUGACCUGUGUUUGUCUCGUUAGAUGGUUUUGUGAGCUUAUAUCACAGUUGUCUAGAACUGUAUAAAUAUAAAAAAUCCCCUUGAAUGUGUAGACUAUUGGGAAUAUCCGGAUAAAGCUAGGUUGGCCGAG
Messenger RNA from Galdieria sulphuraria, 1543 nucleotides. RefSeq lists its product as uncharacterized. Gene Ontology annotation, molecular function: RNA binding. Bases 8 to 1036 code for a protein of 342 amino acids. The transcript has a single exon. The record is from RefSeq and is a predicted model, not a curated record. Lineage: Eukaryota; Rhodophyta; Bangiophyceae; Galdieriales; Galdieriaceae.